AUGAAGUCAGUCCAGUUGUGUUUUCUUUCCUAUUGCUGAAAAGCAAUCCUCAGCAAUAACUGUGAGCUGACCAACAUCAUCAUCAUAGUGGAGAAAGAGGAAGGUCACUUCUGUAUAAACAUCAACACCACUUGGUGUGUGGGCUACUCCUACACCCAGGAUCUGGUGGUUAAGGACCCAGCCAGGCCUAACGUCCAGAAUAUCUUCAAGGAGCUGGUGUACAAGACCAUGAGAGUUUCUGGCUAUGCUCACCAUGUAGACUCCCUGUAUGUGUACCCAGUGGCCACUGAAUGUCACUGUGGCAAGUGUGACAGCAACAUCAUUGAUUGUACCAUGCAAGGCCUGGGGCCCAGCUACUGUUCCUUCAGUGAAAUGAAAGAAUAA
Galeopterus variegatus (Sunda flying lemur) is the source of this 384-nucleotide messenger RNA. Its product is annotated as follitropin subunit beta-like. Gene Ontology annotation, biological process: G protein-coupled receptor signaling pathway. The transcript has 2 exons. NCBI's taxonomy places the organism in Eukaryota, Metazoa, Chordata, Mammalia, Dermoptera, Cynocephalidae. The record is from RefSeq and is a predicted model, not a curated record. Gene Ontology annotation, cellular component: cytoplasm; extracellular region. Gene Ontology annotation, molecular function: hormone activity.